This is a messenger RNA of Ostreobium quekettii, 1866 nucleotides long. Lineage: Eukaryota; Viridiplantae; Chlorophyta; Ulvophyceae; Bryopsidales; Ostreobiaceae. The record is from the annotation of a GenBank genome assembly.
AUGAUGGCCAAGGGGUUGUUCUACGGGGGUUGUAUAUUCGCGGCGGCGUUCUCGGCCACCGUCCUGGUGUCCGUGGCGGUGACGGACGCGCCCUGGGUGGAGGCCGUGGUGGCCGCGGCCUACGGGAGGCCGGCGGGCAAGGGCAGCAUCGCGUCGGGCGCAUGCCAGGACGCCGUGGGCGUGGGCUUCGCCCUCGGCACGUGCUUCGGCGUGGGGCUGCUGCUCUGCGUGGAUCUGUUGGUGUACCGGGUGGAGGCGCGUGAGGUCGGUGCACGAGAGCACUUGGCCGAUCAUGGGCUUUGGCUGCAAGGCCUGUGGAAAAUGUCGUCGAAUGAGGGGUUGGAGGGUGGGGAACAAGAUAAGGGACGCUGGUGGGGGCGGGAUGGGGAUGAGGGGCAUAAAGGGCCGAUCACGGCCGGGAAGGCCGGCGGGGGAAUAAGGCGAUGCAGAAAUGGCCUCCGGUCGCGGCGUCGCGCGGUGGUCGGGGCAGUGAAGACGAGAACCCUGUCGGAGGGGUGCGCGCCUCCGUACAUGAGCGACCCCGACAGCGACUCCGAGGGGGGGUGGAGGAAUGAUGCGGAUCCCUUCAGCCCCAGCGAUGCAGCGUCGCUCUGGGAGGACACGGAGUCCACGGGCGACGAGCGGCGGCCCGGGCGGCCCUCGGGCGAUCGGCUGGCGGACGAUGCCAGUGGCGGUCGGCCGUUGGACUUGUCGUGCAGCACAUCGGCGAUCACGGACACGACGGACGUUGCGGGGACGUCGGAGGAGUGGGGCGGGCGGGGGGGGGAGGGGCAGGGCCGGCGCAGCGAUUCACCCUGGAGCGAGGACGGGAUGGCCGGGAAGGCCAGGCCACGGGACCCCAUCCUGGCCAGGGUCUUCGACGAUGAUUUAGUGCCGACGGACCUACAGGGGGUCGAUGAAUCGCCCCAAGACCUGGCGGUGGCCCACAGAUCGAACAGCGACCUGGUGGCGUCGGUGCGAGGAUGGGGGGACAACGUGCUGCGGGCGCGGGAGUGGCGGUCGCCCGCACGGAGGCAUGGGAACGACGUCGAUGAGGUCCAUGAGGUUAUGUCGGAGAGCGGGCGGUGCUGCGUCCCGUGGCUGCCGCGGGCCUGCGGGGGGGAGGGCCAUCCCGGUGGGGAGCGCCAGCCGGACCUGACGCAGUCGUUGGAGAGCAUCAUCAUCGGCAGCUGCGACGGUUCGCUGGACGUGGGGGAAUGGAGCCCAGCCGCGCCCACGGAGUGCAGCCGGGUGGACUUGCCGAUCUGCUUUCGUUCGAUGGACAGCUUGACGCGGAGGACGGACCCGGAGGAGUGUAUGGAUGCGUCGCCUGAGAGGAUGAUGAUGGCGGCCUAUCUGGCGGGCAACCAGUCGGAUGGCGGCAGGAGCGCGCCUCCCGAGAUCCAUAGUCGCCGGUCAGCGCCCUGCUCUUUCAGGGAGCCCUGCGUUGCAAAGAAGGGGAACGCAAGGAAGGGCGCUGCAGGGGGCGACUCCCACCGGGACAGCGAGUACAUCGUGCAGAAGAGCCAUAAAACGAGCCGCAGAACAAUCUUGGACGAGCUAGAGUUGCUGGCGGAGAUGACCAGGGAGGAGUGCGUGUAUAGGAUUGCGUGCCAGAAGGAGCACAUACAUCGACUGAGAGAAUCGGAUGCAAGCAGGAGGGAGGCUUUCGCAAGUCUCAAGAGAGGCGUUGCGCCAACUACCAAAGCAGUGAACCGCCUCAGGCAGAGGUGGGGAGGAAAGAGGAGAGCGAAACGCAGAGAGAAACUGGGCACCCUGCAAUUUGAUCCCUUGAUUGAUGAUACGCCUUUGCCGGUGCGGAAUGGAUGUGGUGUGCGAGCUGACAAUGGACUUCUUGCACACUAA